Messenger RNA from Petromyzon marinus (sea lamprey), 2922 nucleotides. RefSeq lists its product as uncharacterized. NCBI's taxonomy places the organism in Eukaryota, Metazoa, Chordata, Hyperoartia, Petromyzontiformes, Petromyzontidae. The record is from RefSeq and is a predicted model, not a curated record.
UGUGUGCGUGUGAGUGUUUGAGUGCUUGCGCGCGCGUGCGUGCGCGUGCAUCGAGCGUUGGGAAGGAGUCGCCAAACCGGUCGCGCGAUGUCGUCACAGCGUGGGCCCCAAGCGUCACCGCCCCGCCCCGCUGCCAUCCCCUCUAUAUAAAGGAGCCCUCACCGACACAGCAGCAACGUUCCACGGCAGUAGCCGUCUCCAAAACCUCAACAGCCACGCUCCGUGACACCCCGCUCAGCUACAGCGUCGGUCGGUCGGUCGGGCACUGCAUCUCUUACGCAAAAAACUCGGAACUCCAAAACAGGCAGCCCUCAUGAUAAUGUGUCUCAAGUGCAGCCGGGGACCCAUGGAUGCAGCCCCCCCGAACUGCUCAUCUCGUCUCAACAGCAGCAGCAGCGGCGGCGGCUGCAACGGCAUCGGUGCAGACGUGGAGAUGUCCCGCGCCGCCAACUACUACAUGAGACCCAGCCUCAGGCCACGCCUGCGAGCCUGCCCAAGCCCCGCUCCAUCCCCCCGCGUCAUCGGCAGACUCGGAGGUGGCGGCAGCGGCGGCCUCGGCGGCAGCGGCCUCGCCCACCGCGUGGAGACGCAGGUGUUCACCUUCGAGCCCCAGGCAGCGCACCAACCCCGGGCCACGGCUCCCGGCUCGAGGAGCGCUCGGCCAAGGGCCCCCAGGAGGGCGAUCCGGGUGAAGUACCCGGCCCAAAGGGCCCCGCGCAGGGGCCCGCCGUCCGAGCGGAACCCGGCCAAGGGCUGGCUCGCCUUCUUCGCGGUCGUCGUGGCUUUUCAGGUGUUUAACGCAGCCGAGAAUCUGGACGACUACGUCUCCAGCUACAACCUGGACGUGCUGGAAAAGCGCCUGUGCGCCCUGCACCACGUCGACGCGUCGGCCGCCAGCGCCGCGUCCUCCCGCGCCGCCGUGUCUGCCCUGCACCGCUACCUGUCCGUGCACUCGCAUGCCGAGCCGCUGGUGCUGUGGCUGCACGGCUGCGAGGGCGGCCGCCACGCCGAGGCCAUCGCCUCCCACUUCGCGGAGACGGCGGCGGUCCGCGUCGACCUGCGCCGCCUCGACCGAGCCGGCGAGGAUGCCGGCGGCCCGGACCUCCGCGCUCUGCUCGGCGCGUUCGGCGCCACAGCCGCGGAAGCGACGCGUGGAGGAGGCGUUGGAGGAGGUGAGAAGAUCCCAGUGAUGGUGCUGGAGGGAGAUGCGGACCAGCUGACGGCUGCUCUCCGCACCCUGGCGUCGUCGUCGUCGUCGUCGUCGUCCUCGUCCUCGUCCACAUCAUCGUCAUGGUCAUCGUCACAUUCCUGGUUUUCGAUGGACUCGCGCAGCAGCAGCAGCAGCGGCGGCGGCAGCAAUGCGGUGCUCGUGGUUGUCCAGGAGUCGCUGGCGCAGCCGGGCGCCCAUGCUGAGCUGGCGAGGCUGGUGGACGCGGGCCUCGUUAGCGAGCACAGCGCCGUGGUCGACAUGUCAGCUGCGGCGGCGCCCCGCGAGUAGACGGCGAGCCGGCCACCACCAGAGGGCGGGGUGACCCUUGUGCACGAACUGUGGCAGCGCAGCGAACCGCGUUCGCGUUUACCGGGGCCACUCCAGAGAACGGCUGCUGUUGACUCCCCAUAGUGACACUCGAUUUGUUGAUACCACAGGGGCAAUGGGCUGCGUUGGUAGUCCCCCCCCACCCCCCCAAACACUUACCCCAGCUGUGGCUUGAAAUGGUGACUUGGUUAUUUUAUUCUAUUUAAAAUGUAUAGAAUGCAUCCUGCAGUUUUAUAUCCUGUGCUACUUGCAACAACAGCAAAAACCGAGCUCACGUGACUGCGUGAUUGUUGUGCCGCGCGUGUGCGCGUGUGUGUGUUUAACGCAGAGGCACAAGAAGUUUUUUUGAAGGGGAAUUUGAGCCAGUAAGUGGAAAAGAAUUCCACUCUGCUACGCCGAGAGGGGUGCUGGUAUCGCUAUAGGGUGACGACCACCGUGAACUUUUCCUGCACCCACCGGUGCAGGAGCCUCGCCUAGGCAGCGUUCAUUUCACUCGCACUCUGACGCAGAUUAUGAUGAUCAUGUUGGAUCCGAGCGGACCCAGACGGAGACAUUGGGAAGACGGCGGUGAACCUGAGUUCCCACCCGCCACCCCGUCCCGCCAUCCAUCCAUCGCGUGCACGCAUCGCUCGCGCACACAAUCGUCUCCCGCCACAGCCAUGAUCAAACAUUAAUCGAAUAUCGUGUGAUUAUUUAUCUAUUUAUGCAUUCGUGCUACCCACCGGCGCGCUGCCGUCAUGACCACGACGCUCGUUGCGGACUCGCGAGGAGAGGUCCGAGCUGGCGACCCGGUGUCCACGUGUUUUAUUUGUUUGCGACGUAAAUCCUCGUCGAGUUUUACUUGAAACAAUCGAAACGUCUCGCGCGUGGUUUAAGCAAACCGCUGAAAUUUGCACUACAGCGCACGAAGAUGAGAGAAGGAAGAGCGGUAUUGCGUUCCUGUGUUUGUAGAAUACGUACAUAUCUAUAUUAUUUAACAAAAACGACUAUUUAUAAUAUUUUAACUUAUGGCUGAAAAUUGACUUCGACCCUUGAUAUCGUGAAUAUUUAAAAAAAUAAUAAUAACAAAACUGUCUACAUUUUUCAAGACGUUAAUUUAUUCAAACGGCGCUGCUUUUUUUUGCGCAGUCGGAAUUUCGUGUGCGGUUACACAACAAACAAAAAAUGUGUUUUGCUGUCGGUCGCCCGCGAUGGAAGGACCCGGACUGGAUUCGUCCAUCGCGCCGGGCAGCGAGACGUUGCGUCGUGCCGGGAUUGCGCCGCGUCGGCACGGCAACGCUUUUUGAUGACCCACUCGACCACUGUUUUUGUAUUGACGCAUUCUGCUUGUUGUGAAAACAAAAAAGAAUCAACGACGAAUAAAAAAAAAAACUUUUUGCAAUUUA